AGAGAAUGAAUUAUCACAUUGGUAGUGCAUUUACUGUGCAUUUUCAUACUGAUCCUACAUUUGUGUAUCAUCUAAGCACUUGCAUAUUACAAACAGGCAUGAGUCAGCAAGCAAGGAGGAAGUCUGUCCUGUAUGUCAGAAGACAUUUCCUCUUCAAAUACUCACUGUACAUGCUGCCAGUUGUGGGGAUCCUUGUUAUGCAGAGGCUGGUCAGAGUUUAGUGCUCAGCAACACUAACAGAACACUGUUGGAGGAAUUUGAUAAAAAAAGACGGGAAAUAGAUGACAGAACAGAAAGUCCAUGGAAUAUUAAUGUUGUGAGACGACUGUUUAUUUCAACAGCUGUUGAACAACUUGAAGAGGCUGAUGCUCAGGACUGGCAGAAAACUAUCAGAGUUCAUUUCAUUGGUGAAGAAGGGGUUGACGCAGGAGGACUGCUUAGAGAAUAUUUCACACUACUGUUUAAGGAGACAGAUGUAUUUGAAGGGAACACAUUUAGUUUGAAGCCAAAUCUGUUGGAAAAAAAAACAGUAUUGUCUUAUUGGGAAGGCUGUUGCAGUGGCGGUUCUCAACGGCCAUCCAGGCCCAAGGUGCCUAAACAGAUAUAUUGCUGCAUAUAUCUUAGAAGGGAGAGAGCCAGAUUUCAGAACUCUGGAGAAAGAUGAAAUUCAGCGAGAAGAUGUAAGAGCUGUGAUAAAGCAGAUUGAAGAUGCAACUCUAGAAAGUAUUGGUGAUGUGUUUAACGAGACUAUGUCAUUUCUGCAGGAAACUGGGUACAGCCAGGUCCUGACUUUUACCAACAAGAGUCAAGCUGUUUCUGCUCUGAAAGGACACUUUCUACUCUAUCGAUUUAUGGCACCUAUUAAUCAGUUCGUGGAAGGUCUCAAACUACACGAUGUUCUGAAACUCCUACAACAACAUACUGAGGAAGCUAUGAACUACUUUUGUGAAGAUUUAGACCCUAAGGCAGAUGAUGUUGUGUUGUUCUUUAAGCCUAGCUUCUCGUCUGUUGCUGAAGAAAAAUCCAUAGAAGAAGUGAUCAUUUACAAUUGGAAUAAAUUUCUCAAGAAAAUUGAAAAGGGCAAAGUAACUACACCAUGGGUAGAUUUACAUGUAGAAGAUGCAACCGAGCAAGAGGUCACUCUCAGUAUUGGUCACGCCUUGCAGGCGCUUCUGGGGUGUACGAGAAUCCCUUUGAACAUAGACUGCGGUUUAAUCGAAUUCGACCAUAUCUCCUGUCAUUUACCAAAGGUGAACACGUGCGCACCAUCGAUAACAUUUUCUCGAACAAGAGAUCUACAGAAUUACAGUUUAUUCGAGGAAACUAUGAUGAAUAUUAUUGUGUGUUCUUAUGGCUUUGGCUCAGCUUAAUUCGAUGGAUAUUUUAUGUCGUGAACAUCAAAUCAUAGAAAGAAAACGUUUAAACUGAAGAGACCACAUUUUUGGUCCAAUCCUAAUGAAAAUGGACCAGAAUAUUUUUCCCAUGAAAUAACUAGGUCAAACAUGUUAAUGUUUACUGUUUGGUGUGUUUCAAUAUUGUUUACUAUUGGUACUGUUAUGGUGUGUUUCUCUUGUGAGCGAACUAGGGCUAUCUUGGCCCUGUUGUUUUUAGAAUUACAGCCCUUUGUUUUACUGUAAAUAGAUAAUAUUGUUACUUUUUUAUUACUGGCUGUAUGGAAAAAUCAAGACCACUUCUCUGUGGUACAAUCAAUUUUUAUGCCCCCACUUUUUUGGGGAGAGGGCAUAUAGAUUUGCCCUUGUCCGUCCGUCAGUCCGUCCUUCCGAGAAUGUUGUGUCGUGCCUAGCUCCAAAAGUAUUUGACGUAGAGUCACAAAACUUUACAGGAAUGUUGGUCAGCAUGUGUAGUUGUGCACCUAUGGUUUCGCGUCCAGAUUCAUUCAGUCAUGUAGGAGUUAUGGCCCCUGACUUUGUAAAAAUUGGUAACUUUAGUGUUGUGUCGCGCCUAGCUUCAAAAGUAUUUGACGCAGAGUAACAAAACUUAACAGGAAUGUUAAUCAGCAUGUGAUAUAUGAGUUAUAUAUGAAAAAAUACUUCAGAAAUUAUCAGGUCAUAUUUCCUACACAGUUCUAUUAUAUUUACCUGAUGACCCAAAGUGAUAAGGGUCACCGGACUGUAACCUUGACCUACUUCCUUGUUUUUAGCUCACCUCAGGUGAGUUUUUGUGAUCGCUCUAUGUACGACGUGUGUCUGUCGUCUGUCAACAUUUAGCUUGUGUAUGCGAUAGAGGCUGUACUUUUAUGCCCCCAGCAUCUACUGAUGCUGGAGGCAUAUAGUGAUUGUCCUGUCCGUUCGUCCAUCCAUACGAGGUUAACCAAGUGGUACCAUUUCAUCUAGCAUCAAUACCCCUAACAAGAAUGACUUGAUACUAAUGCAGAUGUAACCUGUAAACAUUCCUCAUCUUCAGACAUCACCUGAACUCGACCUGGUUUCGGACUUAGAUUGCUUUGUACCGACAAGGAUUUCACCGGGGGCAUCAAGCGUUUAUUGAACGCAGCUCCUUGUUUCAGCUGAUCUUCAUGAAAUUUUGUCAGAAUGAUUACCUUGAUGAAAUCUAGGCCAAGUUUGAAAAUUGGUCAUUUGGGGUUAAAAACUAGGUCACUAGAUUAAAUCAGAAAAACCUUGUGUAUGUGACAGAGGCUGUAUUUUUCAAUUGAUUUUCAUGAAAUUUGGUCGGGAUGUUUGCCUUGAUGAAGUCUAGGCAGUUUGAAUAUGGGUCAUCUGGGGGUAAAAGACUAGGUCACUAGGUCAAAUCGGAGAAAAACCUUGUGUAUGCGAUAGAGGCUGUAUUUUUCAACUGAUUUUCAUGAAAUUUUGUAAGAAUAAUUACCUUGAUGAGAUCUAGGUCAAGUUCAAAAAUGGGUAAUACGGGGUCAAAAACUAGGUCACAAGGUCAAAUCAAUGAAAAACCUUGUGUAUGUGACAGAGGCUGUAUUUUCCAAUUGAUUUUCAUGAAAUUUGGUCGGGAUGAUUGCCUUGGUGAAGUCUAAGCAGUUUGAAUAUGGGUCAUCUGGGGUAAAAGACUAGGUCACUAGGUCAAAUCGGAGAAACCCCUUGUGUAUGCAAUAGAGGCAGUAUGUUUCAAGAGAUUUUCAUGAAAUUUAAUCAGAAUGAUUGUUUGAUGAAAUCUAGGUCGAGUUUGAAUAGCAUCGGAAUAGUAGUCAGAACGGUGACAGCUCAGGUACAUAUCCCUUUUAAGGCCUCAUUUUUGUGAGUUUGCUUACUAAAUAUGAAUUUAAUUAUGUCAAUUAUUCAGUAAGAGCUAGGCUUUAUUUUGAUGCCCCAAAGAUAGAUAAAAUUUGCAGAAAUAAAAAAGAUACAGGUAACCUCAUUUUCUAUCAGUUUAUUAUCAGAACCAGUAUCAGUUAAUCUGUAUUUGGUAGUACAUUUGUAUAUCUAUAUAGCAUAAAGAAUAAAAAUCAAUAUGAUGAAAGAUAAAAAAUAUAAUGUUGAAAAUCAUUUAAUUUUUUGCUGUUUAUAACUGCGUAAAAGGUCUAUAUUUAGAGUAACUAGCACUUCUCAUUAACAUGGCAGCCAUCUUGAAUAAAUGUUUUUUUGCUGUUUAUAACUGCAUAAAAGGUCAUUAUAUUUAGAGUAACUAGCACUUCUCAUUAACAUGGCAGCCAUCUUGAAUAAAUGUUUUUCCCCA
Messenger RNA from Mercenaria mercenaria, 3666 nucleotides. RefSeq lists its product as uncharacterized. Lineage: Eukaryota; Metazoa; Mollusca; Bivalvia; Venerida; Veneridae. The transcript is spliced from 5 exons. The record is from RefSeq and is a predicted model, not a curated record. Bases 750 to 1370 code for a protein of 206 amino acids.